AUGCCGCCAAGAUGUUCCCCCCUACCCGCAACCUUGACGCCAUUCCUGUACCCUUCUCUAGUGACUAGUUUCUCCCUCCGAUUCUCUCGAUCCUUCUUCAACUCAGUCUCUCGACGAAAUGAAUCAAUCGCCGUGGACGCCAUUCAACCAACCGACGAACAAGCCUCACACCUAAACCCGCCUCCGACUGACUAUUCUCGCACAAUCUUCAACGACAAAGCCAUCAUAACAGUUCAUGCUGGCUCUGGUGGGCAUGGCUGCAUCUCUUUCCUCCGCGAAAAAUAUAUCGCAGCGGGUCCCCCAAAUGGAGGGGAUGGCGGCAGCGGAGGGAAUAUAUAUAUCCAAGCCGUAAGGGGUGAAACCUCUCUACACAAACUCGCACGACGCACAAAUAUCAGAGCGGGACGGGGAAAGAAUGGACAAGGGAAAUCACGCGGUGGUGAGAGGGGCGAGGAUGUUCUUAUUACGGUCCCGGUCGGGACAGUGGUGAGGGAGAUAGAGCGGACGGAUCCAGUGGCGAUAGAAGAGGAGAGGAGGAGAUUGGAGGCUGGGAAAGAGGACGGGGUUGAUGGGACGGGACCAUGGAAAUGGAGCAGGGAGAAAUGGCUUCUCUACCCAGCCCUUACCCCAGAGGAUAUUGCGACGGCGGAGUUUCCUCGUUUACCUCGAGCUCGCAAAUCUGCCCUAAGUAUGGCCCAGGUUAAAGGCCCGAUUUCUCUGGACUUGAACAGACCGAUGGAGAGACCACUCUUACUUGCUGCGGGCGCGGUAGGUGGGUUGGGAAACCCGCAUUUUGUUACGAAGACUGUGCCGAGACCGAAGUUUGCCACCAAGGGAGAGCAGGGGAUGAAGAUUACACUACAAUUGGAAUUGAAGCUUCUUGCUGAUGUGGGACUCGUUGGGCUCCCGAAUGCGGGGAAGAGCACUCUAUUACGUGCGAUGACCAAGAGUCGUGCACGGGUAGGGGAUUGGGCCUUCACGACGCUGCAACCAAAUAUCGGGACUGUUGUCCUGGACGACCAUAAAGGACGGCCUCUUAACAAAUCGACCUUUGAAGACGGCGAGCCGCGAACACUUUUCACCAUUGCGGAUAUUCCAGGGUUGGUGAAAGAUGCACAUCUGGAUAAGGGUCUUGGGAUCAGCUUUCUGAGACACGUGGAACGAGCACGGGUGCUUGCUUUUGUCAUUGAUCUCAGUGCUGGGGAUGCAGUUACAGCUUUAAAAUCUCUUUGGAACGAAGUGGGAGAAUAUGAGAGGAUGAAAAUCCAGGAAGACAAGGAGCAGGGAGAGCUACUGGUGAAAUGGAGUCCGUUCAGGUCCACAGAUGACGCUUUGGCAAACCGACAGGAAACAAUCGUUGUUUCUUCCGGGCCAAGUUUCGAUGCGCCCCUCACUCCACAGAUAACCAGUAUUGCAACCAAGCCGUGGUUUGUGAUUGCGACGAAGGCCGACUUACCUUCCACGAAGGAAAACUUUGAAAGUUUGAGGGCUUACCUGGAAGAAGUCAAUGAGAAACGGGAAAAGCAUCCGAGCGGGCAAAAGAAAGUGUGGGAGAAGAGGGUCGAGGCAAUUCCCAUCAGUGCUAUCAAUGGGCAUGGAGUUGGGAGGAUAACGGAGUGGACGAUUGGUCUGCUAGAUGACUAG
Molecule: messenger RNA, 1644 nt
Organism: Amorphotheca resinae ATCC 22711
Lineage: Eukaryota; Fungi; Ascomycota; Leotiomycetes; Helotiales; Amorphothecaceae
Exons: 1
Coding region: 1-1644 (547 amino acids)
Cellular component (GO): mitochondrion
Molecular function (GO): GTPase activity; GTP binding
Source: RefSeq, a predicted model, not a curated record